ACAGAAUGGUCCAAAUCGAAGCCAGGCUAGCACAGCUAGGAAUUGAUUUGCCGGACGUUAUCGCGCCGAAAGCCGGGCACAUCCCGCUUCUUAAAAACGGCGUGCUGAUGACUGGAAAGGUGGGUGCCGACAAGAGCCUGGAGGAAGGACAAGAAGCAGCGCAGGUUAUUGCAAUUAACCUCCUGGCCACCCUGAAGUCGGAAUUGGGGGACUUGGACAAG
Messenger RNA from Nannochloropsis gaditana CCMP526, 221 nucleotides. RefSeq names its product endoribonuclease l-psp. The transcript has 2 exons. The record is from RefSeq and is a predicted model, not a curated record. The annotation marks the transcript as partial.